AUGCCAACUCCUCCCCGUUCCUCCCCCUUUCCACCGUUCCCCUUAUCCCUCUCCCUCUUCGCCCCCUCCGCUCCACCGUGCAGUCUGGCAAUGCACGCGGAGCGGACGAACAAGCACAAGGCGGACGCGCCAGUGGCGGAGGGCGCGGUGCCGGCGUACCUGCUGGAGAGGGAGGCGACGGCGCGUGCCAAGGUGCUGAGCAACACCAUCAAGCAGAAGCGCAAGGAGAAGGCCGGCAAGUGGGACGUGCCUCUGCCCAAGGUUCGGCCGAUAGCAGAAGAUGAGAUGUUCAAAGUGGUCAGAUCAGGGAAGAGGAAAACCAAGCAGUGGAAGAGGCUAGUGACUAAAGUCACCUUUGUGGGCCCAGGGUUCACUCGUAAGCCACCCAAGUAUGAGCGCUUCAUCCGCCCCAUGGCUCUGCGUUUCACCAAGGCGCAUGUGACCCACCCAGAGCUCAAGUGCACGUUCCAUUUGGACAUCAUCAGUGUGAAAAAGAACCCCAACGGCCCCAUGUACUCGUCCAUGGGGGUCAUCACCAAGGGAACCAUCAUUGAGGUGAACGUGAGCGAGCUUGGGUUGGUCACACCAGCUGGCAAAGUCAUUUGGGUCCGCCGCAGCAAGGUAUGGUUCCCCCCCAAGCGCGCGUUGGCGGCGUGUCAGAGCUUCCGCACGACGCGGCACGCGGACAGCAGCGUGCGGCAUCACGAGCAGCCAGCGAAUCAGGCGCUCAUGCUCGAUCGCCUCGGCGACGACCCGCUGGCUGCUGCGAGCGGGCAAGUCGUCGUCGGCAGCGACCGACGGUACCGCGUGGUGUACAGGCUGGUGAACAGCAUCUACGUGCUGGGGCUCAUGCUGGCGGACGACGAUGAGACGUCGCUCAACGUCUACAGCUGCAUCAGCACCGUCAACCAGGCCGUCAGUGUGCUGGUGGCGGCGUGCAAGGGCGUGGAUGUCACACCGGAGAAGAUAUUCCGCAAGUACACUGAGGUCUACAUGGCGUUCUUCUACGUGCUACAGGGCAUCGGAGCGGCGCGCCUUUCUGCGGUGCUCUCGUACGUGGCGGGCGACGGUGCAGCGCUGCUCGUGCCACUCGCCACCAACACCCUCGCCGACGGGGAGAACCGCGCGCGCGGCGCUGCCAGCUGGCGUGUGGCUAAUGCCGAGGCGGUGGAGCGACUGGCGAGCGUGGAGUACAUGUCAUCAGCGCACUUCGAGCUACCAGAGGAGGCCAUAGCAGCGGGCGACGAGACAAUGGAGGCGUUCGCCCCGGCGCCCUCCCAGCCUGCCUUCGAAGCCCCCCCCGCGCCCCCCACGCCCUCUCCGCGCCCCUCCGCGGCCUCGGACCCCCUGGCGGCGCUGGCGCUGCUGGGCUCCGCGGAUGACCCCUUUGCCGCCAGUGACAGCCUGCUGGGAGGCGGGGGGGGCGAGCUCGCGCUGCUGGACGCGGGUCCUGGGGGAGCGGGUGGGGUGGGGGAUGUGGCGGCAGCAGGGGGUGCGGGGAAGAGGCCAGAGAAUGAUCCCGCAUCGCUGCUUGCGGAGCUCGAGGCGGGGCUGUCCUCCGCGCCCCCCCCCUCCGCGCUGGACCCCUUCGCGUCAGACAGCAUGGCGGACGCGUUUGGGGCGGACCUGGAGGCGGAGGGGCUGGGGGGGCUCGCCGCGCUGGGGGACGACGAGGGGGACGACGCCUGGGGGACGGCCUUCGGGGGGAGCGCGCUGCUGGGGGGGGAUGGGGACGCGUGGGGGGGAGGGCUGGACGCAGCAGAGUUUGGGGUGGAGCAGGGGGAGGAGGACGCGUUUGGGCUGGGCGGCGGGGGGGACCUGGGCGCGGCGCUGGGGGGGGGAGAGGGGGCGGCAGGGGGGUCAGCGGUGGCGGCUGCACGGCAGCUGGAGGUGGCACUUGGGCUGGGCGCCAUGGAUGCAGCCAGCACGCCGCCAGCAGCAGCAACACCGGCCACGCCAGCGGGCCCCACACAGCCCACGUUCCGCGUGGAGGAGCGCAUCAGUGCGGACUUCCUCGGGUCCUCGCUCACGCGCGUGCGCCUCUCCGGCACCGUCUUCCUCGCCCUCCCAACGCCCAAGGCCGCAGCGCUCGCUGCAGGGGGGGCGAUGGGGGGUGGCGGUGGCGCUAUUGGUGGGGGAGGCGGGGGGGGCAGUGGGGCGGGGGUGGGUGGAGGAGCGGAGAAGGACGGGAGUGUGGCGGACGAGUUCUCCUUCCGAUUGGAGGGCUCUGGCGCCAUCAAGCGCUGCACCAUGCGCCCAGGCAUAGUGAGCGACCUGGGGAAGGGUUAUUUCCACUUCCGCAUGCCUCCCCCCGGCACCACCUUCCCCCCGCUCUCCGCCCCCUCUGCUGUCACAGCCUCCCCCCAGCCACCCCCCAUGGCGGACCUGCUGGGGGACGGGGACGAGGGCAUGGGGGAGGUGGUGAAUCCCCGGGAGGGGGAUGCGUGGGGGCAAGAAGGGGAGGGGGCGGGGGGGGCGGAGGGGCGGGCGCAGGAGUUUGUGCUGAUGAAGUAUCGCCUGCAGCCGCGGUACACGCCCAUUCCGCUGCGACUCAGGUUCGUGACACGGAGGAGUGAUGAAGCGCUCUCACUCAUGAUCCAGUACGUGGCGAACCCGUACCUGCAAGCACCGCUGAUGAAUGUCACCUUCAUCCUCUCCCUCGCCUUCUCCCCUGCCUCUCUCCGCCUCAACCCAGAGGCACAGCUUGACCCAUGGACUAAGGAGCUGAGGUGGCAUGUCCCACAAAUCAAUUCCAAUGACCCACCGCAGCGCCUGAGGGCUCAGAUCCCCGUGAUUCCAGAUGACUUGGUGCACGGGGCGGCAGAGAGGACAGCGGAGGAGAAGCAGGCGGAGGAGGACCGCAAGGCACGGGAGAUGGCGGCAUACCGCGUGCGCGUGGAGUUUGAGUGUAGAGGGUCGUCGCUGUCAGGCGUUACUGUGGGUGAGGUUAUGGCUUCAGGCAAGCCACCAUUUGCUGUGGCAGGGCAUUCGUUUUCCUCUUCUGAGUAUAUCUGCUCGUGA
Molecule: messenger RNA, 3021 nt
Organism: Closterium sp. NIES-65
Lineage: Eukaryota; Viridiplantae; Streptophyta; Zygnematophyceae; Desmidiales; Closteriaceae
Source: the annotation of a GenBank genome assembly